Cynocephalus volans (Philippine flying lemur) is the source of this 2770-nucleotide messenger RNA. It is a transcript of the gene SLC66A2, whose product is annotated as solute carrier family 66 member 2. Gene Ontology annotation, biological process: retrograde transport, endosome to Golgi; phospholipid translocation. The record is from RefSeq and is a predicted model, not a curated record. The transcript is spliced from 6 exons. Lineage: Eukaryota; Metazoa; Chordata; Mammalia; Dermoptera; Cynocephalidae. Gene Ontology annotation, cellular component: trans-Golgi network; endosome. Bases 85 to 1080 code for a protein of 331 amino acids.
CCGGGCUCGAGUCUCGACCUCCUUCCUCCCGGCUAGGCCCCGGGGCGGAGGACGGCACCGGACAGCGCGGCGCGGGGGACCGGGAUGGACGCGGCGGGCGCGGACUGGCUCCUGGUCCCGCUGCAGCGCCUGGUGUCCUGGGGCGCCGCCGGGGCCCUGGUCUUCGGAGGGGUGGUGCCGUACAUCCCGCAGUACAGGGACAUCCGGAGGGCGCAGAACGCCGACGGCUUCUCCACCUACGUGUGUCUGGUGCUUCUGGUGGCCAAUAUCUUACGGAUACUCUUCUGGUUUGGGAGGCAUUUUGAGUCUCCUCUCCUGUGGCAGAGCAUAGUUAUGAUUCUGACCAUGCUGCUGAUGUUGAAGCUCUGCACUGAACUCCGCGUGGUGAAUGAACUGCACGUGAGGCGCCGCUCCUUUGCAGCUGCUGAUAGGAAGGAUGAAGAAGUCAAAGCCCCCCCCAGGCGGUCCUAUCUGGCUGGAAUUUGCAGAGUGGAAGCCUUCUGCUGGUCUAGCUGGGGUGUCUGCCCUUCUUCUCAAAAGGUGGCCUCAAGGAGUGGCUCUGCUUCCUUCACACAGGGCUGCCAGGCCACCCAGCUAGGGUUUCCUGGGCACCUGCCAUCCCUCUGCUGCCCUCAAGAGCGCUCAUCCACUUGUGACUUCGAUCCCCACCACUUCUGGCACUGGAGCAGCUUCUCAGACUACGUUCAGUGUGUCCUAGCCUUCACAGGUGUGGCGGGCUACAUCACGUACCUGUGCAUUGACUCGGCCCUGUUUGUGGAGACCCUGGGCUUCCUGGCCGUGCUGACUGAGGCCAUGCUGGGCGUGCCACAGCUGUACCGCAACCACCGCCAUCGCUCCACGGAGGGCAUGAGUGUCAAGAUGGUGCUCAUGUGGACAAGCGGUGACACCUUCAAGACGGCCUACUUCCUGCUGAACGGCGCACCCCUGCAGUUCUCCGUGUGUGGCCUGCUGCAGGUGCUGGUGGACCUGGCCAUCCUGGGGCAGGCCUAUGCCUUCGCCCGCCACCCCCAGAAGCCUGCACCCCAUGCAGUGCACCCUGCCAGUGCCAAGGCCCUCUGAAGAGGCAGGAGACAGGACGUGUGACCCUGGCCAUGGGUGCCGGCCGGCCCUGGCCUCCCUGCAUGGGGGUUGGGCACACGGGCCCUGCAGGGGCCAGGCGGGUGUGGAGAGAUGGUAUCUGGGUAUUGGGUCUCCAUUCAUCUCUGCCUGGGGUCCUGGGGCAGGUGGGGGUGGGGAUGGGGUUUGUCCCCAAGGACAGCAGAGUGCAUCUCACACUCCAAGGCCAUGUGUUGGGUGUUUUUAAGGUGAUGGAAAAACCAAGUGUUUUCUCCCACUUCCUAUCAAAAACACCUGGCUUGGACCUGAAAUAUGCUCAUCAACCCGGGAGUUGGCAACCUUAGGGUUGCUGAAGGUGCGGGGCCCUUGGGAGCCUUCUCCGAGUCCCAGACCAGCCUCUCAGAUCUGCCUCAGUGUGCAGGCUGGGGCCAACGAGGCCUGCAGCCCACAGGCAGGACUCAUGUGCCGGGCAGGUGAGUCUCGAGGCUGGGGAUGUGGAGGCGAGAGGAAGAUGUGGCGUCAGAAGCUCACCAUGUCCUGUGAACAGAGCCUGUGGACUCCAUGUGACCCCGACCAGACGCCCUAGAUGGACUGGGCAGCCCAAAGUCGGCCAGGGUUUCUCUUCCCUGGUACAUGUGGGAAUGAGGCCUUGAGGACGCAGAGAGCCGACCGCCUCCUGGGGCUGGCCCUGCCACUGUGGUGCCCCACAGGGCUGAGACAUCUGGGUGCUGCCCCUUCCCGGGAGAUGCUGUGUGGACUGUGUAGAGUGAGCUGUAUCUACGCCUGGCCAGCCUUGCCGGAGCGAGCUCAGGCAUGUUCGAGUUAGAGCCAGUUCUACUCGAGUCCAGAGGACAUGGCAGGUGUGAGGAACCCCAGACCUUGUGGGCUUGUGGCAAGGCUGAGGGGGUGGGUUCAAGGCUGUGCAGAUGCAGCCUGGCUACCUCCUGGAGGAGGCUCCGCUUGCGAAGAUUCUCCGAAUUCUGGGUGUCAUGCACACAGGCCACACACAGCCCGGAUCUGUUUUCCAGGACAGAGGCCAGCUUCGGGUCAGAGGUGGGGAUGCUGAGAGCAGGCGUCCUGUUAGCGUGCAGGGUCCUGGCUGCUGGGACAUACUCUCUGCUGCCGCUGCCCUGGGUGCCCUGCCAUUCUCUGUCCACCCAGCAUGCUGGGUCCACAGGUCCACGCUGGCUGCGUCUGGCUGUGGUGGAAGCCACUGACCGACAUUCUCUUCCCGUAUUCUGCCCCCACCCUGCCCCUUUCAGUUGAAUACAAGGUCACGCCGGGCUCAGCCCUGUGCUGACUCCAGCCAGCUCCCAGGCCCAGUGUUCUAGAUACUUCUGUAUGCCCCCACGGGCACCCUCUUCCCUUCUGCUGGCGGAGGGGCUGUGCCGAUGCUGCCCGCGCUUAGCACCAAAGCUCGACGACAGUGUUAUUUACUGUGGCCGCUGGGAAUCAUUCAAAGCGGUUUCCUCCUCCUGAGUUUUCCUCAGAAAAACUCUUUGAAUGUGGUGAGUGAGGACCUCAUUUAGCUCACUCAGGCUACUUUGAAAAUGUUUAUUUUUUUAAAAUGAAGUGAGAUGUCAGUAGCAGUAAUUGCCUCCAAAUUAAAACACCACUGGUUGCAGGCAUGGUGACUGGUGAACGAAUGUACCCCCCACAUGGCGGCUUUGAAUCAAUAAACUGUUUGAGGAUA